This is a messenger RNA of Eublepharis macularius, 2345 nucleotides long. RefSeq names its product gem nuclear organelle associated protein 8 (gene GEMIN8). NCBI's taxonomy places the organism in Eukaryota, Metazoa, Chordata, Lepidosauria, Squamata, Eublepharidae. The transcript has 4 exons. Gene Ontology annotation, biological process: spliceosomal snRNP assembly. The coding region runs from base 922 to 1677 and encodes 251 amino acids. The record is from RefSeq and is a predicted model, not a curated record. Gene Ontology annotation, cellular component: SMN complex.
GUGCUGCUGUUUUUUGGGGGGCUUUAGGGACAGAAAAGCGAGGGGGCUACAGUCGCUCUCUCUUGAUUCCCCCCAAAACUUCCUGCAAAAGCGGAGAAAGCAUGUAGGUCAGGGUGUCUGCCAGGUAUUAGCUGUCCUGAAUGGCAGCGAGCAGGCACUCCUGGAAGCGUGACUUAAAGAAUUCGCUGUUGGGAAGGGAAGGUUAGCAUUUAGAGAGGCCAGUGGUUUUGUGCUCGGAGGCUCUGUGCGUUUUCUUAGAAAAGAUUUAAAACCAAUGAGUUUGCAGUGCAGGGAGUGGGGAAACCUGGUGAAUUUUUGCUUCCUGACACUGUAGACAUAGAAUCCCUGCUCACAAGUUACAGUGAAUGCAUGUGCAAUUAGUGAACCCUUGAAUAUCUGAAGAAGUGAGCUGUGACUUUCGAAAGCCCAUACCCUAUCAUAAAUUUUGUUAGUUACCCCACUCUUGCUGGUUUUCUACUGUGACAGACUAACACAGCUACCCAUCUUGAUUUUUUAAUAUGCGUAUGAAAUUUUAUCCAGGUUCUGGUCAGGAGAUGUAUUUGUAAAGUAAAUGCUUGUUGGCACUUUCUGCAAACAAACGUAUGCCUCUGCAUGCAGGAUGUAUGCGCAUUCACUGUAACAUGUCAACAGGGCUGGAGUCUGCCAAGAGCUACCCUUGAAGAGUGUUCAGAAGCUGCAGCUAGACUGCUAGUUGGGGCCAGCUAAUGGGAGCAUGUGACCUCAACAUUACAGCAAUUAUGCUGGCUACCAAUCUGUCCCCAAGCACAAUACAAGAUGUUGGUUUUGGCUUGGGACCAGGUAUUUGAAGGACCGGCUUCUCCCAUAAGUUCUUGCCCAGUAAUUCAGAUCACAAGGAGAGGCUCUCCUGACUUCAACUAAAGAAGCUCACCGGGUGGGUUCAUGAUUAUGGUACAGUAUCCCCAGGGAGUUUGUAUUCAUCACCAGUGCAAAUUUCCACAGAUAAUGGAGAGCUCAGUGUCUGAAGACAUAGGACCAUGGUAUUCACAAAAAAUAUAUGCAAGAUACUGGACUCAUUACAACCAAGCUAUGCAGUGGAUGCACAGGCACAAAAUUGCUUACAGAAGGGCAAUGGAAUCCUUUUAUCAACAGUCUGUCUGCCCUUCUCAAAAUCGUUCCAGUAGACGUUACUCUGACUGGGAUGAAGAUAAGCCCUUGAGAGAGGGACCCUUUUCUGUCUACAGCCAAAGUGGCAGGCGUUGGCAUCCUCCGAGGCCUCAACUUGUAUCUCAUAAAAAAAACACAGCGAUGGAGAGGGGUUCCAAGGCAGUAAAUGAGUCUGAAGAUGACGAGGCUAUUGAGUAUGAUCUAAGCAACAUGGAAAUCACAGAAGAACUCCGCCAGUAUUUUGAACAGACCGAGAGACAUAGGGAAGAGCUCCGAAAGCAGCAGCAGCUUGAGGCAGAACACCAUGACCUGUAUGUCAAAGCGGACCAUGACCUUCACCCAUCAGUUGGCCGAUCAGCACAGCCCCCACUUGAAAAGCCUGGUGAGAGGAGGCUGGCUGAAAUGAAGAAGCUUUAUGGAGUGGGUGCCAACAAAAUCCAAGCUAUGGAGACCACCAUGCAACUCGGCUUUGAUAGGAACUGUGAUAAAAAGCAGCCCAAGUACUGGCCAGUUAUUCCGCUGAAACUCUGAGCUGUGUGUCUCUUGAUCCUUUUUAGGAGACUCAGGGCUGCAUAUCUUGAUGCUCAACCAAGCAGAAGGAUUAAGUGAAUGAAUCAAGAGUCAGCAAAAAAAGUGCUUUUAUUUUCCUUUCCUCUUUCCAACUUUGCUUGGAAUCUGUCAGCCAGCUUCCAAGACUCCAUUCCAGCUCAACAGGAAGAGCUGAAUUGGUCAUUUGUACUGUAGGGAAUACAAAAAAUUCACUUCUUCUGAAAAAUGUAUAUUUCAAUUAAUUUGAAUGUUGGCUUGCGUUAGCUUUACAAGAAAUAGAGUAGCAUUUGUUUUCACUUAAUUGUGCUAGGGAACAAAUUAAAGCAUACAUCAACAGUUAUUAAUAGUUAGAAAUAGUUUGAGGUUUUUCAUGUUUAUACUAUUUUUGUCAUUACCUUGAUUUUUAAAAAAUGUUGCCUCAUGAGCCACGUUUACUGAUAUUGUGGAGGCAGCUUGAUGUAGUUGGCAAAGCUAUAAAGUAUUCAAUAAGUGUAGUACAGCUCUUUGGGUUAUUCCUCUUUCUUUUGAAUAGUACAAGAAAUUUCUCUUUUAGACUGAAAUGUGGCCUGUAAGGUUUCAGUUUAGAACCACCUUUUUCCAUAUUGAUUUUUCUAUCUUUGUAACUAAUUAAUAAACAUUUAUGAGAUUAA